Messenger RNA from Prunus dulcis (almond), 2089 nucleotides. RefSeq names its product serine/threonine-protein kinase MHK. Gene Ontology annotation, biological process: intracellular signal transduction; protein phosphorylation. Gene Ontology annotation, molecular function: ATP binding; protein serine/threonine kinase activity. Gene Ontology annotation, cellular component: nucleus; cytoplasm. The record is from RefSeq and is a predicted model, not a curated record. The transcript is spliced from 18 exons. The coding region runs from base 575 to 1879 and encodes 434 amino acids. NCBI's taxonomy places the organism in Eukaryota, Viridiplantae, Streptophyta, Magnoliopsida, Rosales, Rosaceae.
AUAAUUUCGUAUUUUUUUAAUAAUUUGCUUGGUUUCUUCUUCUUUGCUUCUUAUGCGGAAUCCUUCUCCCUCUCAUGGCUUCACCAGCAAUCCAAAUUUUCUCUCUUUCUGAAGCUUCCCUUCCUCUCAAACGAAGAUUCUCUCUCUAAAAUUUUCUUUCUUGGUUUCUCCAAGAAAAACUUUAUGCAUUGCUGAUCUAUAUCCUGCUCGUAAAGUUUCUCUGGUUGUCUCAAUUUAGCAUCAAUUCUCAACAGCCCCAGUUUUUUAUAUGAGGGUAUAAGUGAAGCAGAUGUAAAGAAAAUGGAUUAAAACUCUUCAGCUAAGUUUAAUGCUUGGUCUCUGGAGUUCACGUGGAGGGUUGCAAAAUGUUGAUAGAUUUCUUGGUGAUUGUGAACCGCUCCUACAAUGACAAGUUGAUUCAUGACUAUGCCAAAUGCUUGAUGCUAGACGUAAGCACCAUACCAUAUCUAGAAGCCAACGACCAAAACUGUGUUGACAGCAUAGACACCUCUUCUUGGAGGCUGUUUAAAUUCCACUGAAAGAUUUUCGAUUAUAAUCUGUUGCAAUUUAAAUAAUGGAAAGAUAUAAAAUUUUGGAGGAGCUUGGUGAUGGCACUUGUGGUAGUGUAUAUAAGGCUCGUGAUUGGAGAACAAAUGAGAUCGUUGCAGUCAAAAAGAUGAAGAGGAAGUUCUUUUUCUGGGAGGAAUACUGGAGAUUACGAGAGAUUAAGGUACUCCGUAAAUUAAAUCACCCCAAUAUCAUAAAGUUGAAGGAGGUUGUCAGGGAAAACAAUGAGGUGUUCCUCAUUUUUGAGUACAUGAACUAUAAUCUAUACCAAAUAAUGAAAGAACAAAGAAGACCCUUUUCAGAGGAUGAGAUUCGUAGCUUUAUGUCUCAAUUGCUGCACGGACUUAAUCACCUCCAUAGAAGUGGAUAUUUUCACCGAGAUCUAAAACCGGAGAAUUUGCUGGUGACAAAUGAUGUUCUUAAAAUUGCCGACUUCGGAUUGGCUAGAGAAGUAUCAUCGGUUCCUCCUUAUACUGAAUAUGUUUCCACUCGCUGGUAUCGAGCACCAGAAGUCCUGUUACAGUCCAAAUUAUACACUCCUGCAGUUGACAUGUGGGCAGCUGGCGCAAUCCUAGCUGAGCUUUUCAAUUUGUCCCCUAUUUUCCCUGGUGAAAGUGAGAUAGACCAAUUGUUCAAGAUAUGCUGUGUGCUUGGUACUCCAGACUUGACUAUCUUCGCUGAUGGGACAAAUGCCUCUCGAUUAUGUGGCAUUAUUAAUUAUGAAAAGAUCUUGCCUGCAAACCUCUCUGAUAUCAUUCCAAGCGCAAGCCCAGAAGCUAUUGAUUUAAUCCAACAACUAUGUUCAUGGGAUCCGUCAAGGAGGCCAGCUGCAGAUGAAUCAUUACAACAUCCCUUUUUCCAUGUUGGCUGGGUUCCUCGUUCACUCCGUGAUCCACUUGACCUGAAGCUAAGUAUCAUGGGAGCAAAGCCAACGCUUGAGUUGAAAUUAUCAGACUUUGGUGCUGAACCUGAGGACUGCUUUCUUGGCUUGACGCUGGCUGUGAAGCCCAGUGUUCCAGAAUUUGAUGUGGUUCAUGAUGUAUCGCAGCAUAUAAAAGAGGAUUCUUUAUUUUGCUCUGGAUUGGAAGAUCAUUCAGGACGAUCUGUUUUUUGGUCUCUAAUGCCUCCUGAUCAAGGUGGAAUCUGUGCCCCAGUAGAGCCUUCCUUUUCUUUAUCAUUCAGUUCAAUUCAACAUCCAUCAGUCAGAGUUCCACAAUCAGCUGGUUUCUCCAUCCCAUCGUUGCAGCCUAACAUCUUAGAUGGUCCAUUGUUGGCCAUGUCUUCUUCCUUCCCACAAAGCCGUUGCCUCUGAAUGAAUUGAGUUAAUAAACUCGUCUCUCACCGAAUAAUGCGAGGCUGUAAUUUAUUACAUCUGUUAAUACAAAGUUUUACUGAGGACACUGUCAUAUAGUCUGUCACUGUACCAUGAACAUGUAGAGUCUAUUAAAAACAUUUCUCUCUGAUUCUUUAAUAUUGAAAAGUCAAUCUUCAAUAUAUUUUCGAAACAUAUGCAUUCCCCUAA